CGCUGGUUAUUCGUUGGAGCAACUCUUCGCUUAGUGCGACAGUGGUCCGAUUAUAUAUUUAUAUAUAUUUAGGCGUCUGAAACUGUGUAUUGAGUGGGGACGGACCCACCGUCAACUUUAAAAUAGCUCCAGUGAUUUUGAUUGACCGCUAAUACCCAUAUGAAGGCUCGAAAAAACUGCAGAGUCCUCGGAGGAGGCUCCCUCCUGGUUGGACUUCUGUACGGAUCUCUUGCUUGCUGCGUCCUAGGUGACGCCGUGGAAGUUAUAGAGCUGGGAAACAAUUGGAUGAUAACUAAUCAAAAUGGCUCAUUAAGCAUAGACGACCAAACUCUUCCCUCCGGUAUAUACAGCGCCUUUGGACCGCAAGUUUUACACUCAUAUAAUGACGUUGGCUUGCGUUGGCUGGCCUAUGACAAUUGGACCUACUCGAAUCGUUUUCAGUUUGACGUCCAUCACUACAAACGAGGACAUAUCAAUCUGACUUUUCAUGGCAUUGACACAGUGUCGGAGAUCCGUUUGAAUCAUCACCUCCUGGGCCGCACUGACAACAUGUUCGUCCGGUACUCCUAUGACGUCAGCAGUCUCCUACAAAAAGAAAACUUACUGGAGGUGGAGAUCCUGUCCCCUAUAUCGGCGGCCCUGGCGAGGGCCAAAGCUCUGGAAAAGGAUGGCAAGAUCGUGCCACCGGAAUGCCCCAACCAGCGAUACCACGGUGAGUGUCACAUGAAUAUGUUGCGAAAAAUGCAGGCGAGCUUCUCCUGGGACUGGGGUCCCGCUGUCCCCUCCGCUGGGAUCUGGAAGAAUGUGGAGCUAGAGAUCUAUGAGGUGGCCGUCAUCCGCGACGUUGACGUGGCCGUCAGUCGCAAUGACACGCACUGGAACAUGCAGAUUCGCUGCUACAUAGAUGCGGUUGGCAAGCAGAACUUCUAUGGAAGGCUAAUUCUAUAUGCAGUCGAGCUAUUGGAGCGUCCGGUGGUGGUGGAGACACAUGUAUCGAAAUCCAUUAGCUACUUGGCGCCGGUAAUUGAGUUUGAUCAAGCUGUGCCCAUUGAGAAAGUCGUGACCUGGUGGCCCAAUGGCUACGGCGAGCAGAAACUUUAUCCGCUUCAUUUCACACUCAAGACCUGGCUGGACGCUGAUGGACCCGAGAUCCGAUCGAAGACCAAGUCUCACAAGUCGGUCGGCGUCGGUUUCCGAACCCUCGAAUUGGUUGAGGUGCCCGCUCCAGACGGCAUUGGAAACACAUUCCUCUUCCGUGUCAACGAAGUUGAGAUUUUUAUGAAGGGAAGCAAUUACAUACCAUCCGACAUUCUGCCUGAAUUACAAACAAAUGAGCAAAUUGGUCACUUACUAAGAUCGGCCAAGCAGGCGAAUAUGAACAUGCUAAGAGUGUGGGGAGGAGGGGUCUACGAGUCGGACUACUUCUACCAGCUCGCCGACUCCCUCGGCAUCCUUAUCUGGCAGGAUAUGAUGUUUGCCUGCGCCAUGUACCCAGUGAGUGACGACUUCCUGUCCUCAGUGCGUGAAGAAGUUCGUCAGAACGCCAAGCGUUUGUCGCAUCACCCCAGCGUUGCCAUUUUCGUGACCAACAACGAGAACGAAGCCGCAUUGGUGCAGAAUUGGUAUGGAACGUUUAGUGAUCGAGAACGAUUCGAGAGCGAGUACCGAGAGCUUUACCUGGCCAAUGUCAUUCACGAACUGAAAAUUGUCUCACAUGGCUCUCGGCCCCAGCCACUGGUUUCAUCCCCGUCCAACGGAAAGGCGAGUGAGCAGGAUAACUACAUUUCUCAGAACCCACAGGACAACCAUAACGGCGAUGUACACUUCUACGACUACUUAAAAGAUGCUUGGAAUCCGGAGAUUUACCCGCGCCCUCGGUUUGUUAGCGAAUACGGCUUUCAGAGCUUUCCCGGGGCCUAUGCCUGGCAGCGGAGCAAGAGCGACAACGACGACAUCCUUGAUGUCAUAAACCACCGGCAACACCAUCCACUGGGGAACAUUCCUGUGAUUACUCUGGUCGAGAGACACCUUCCGCUUCCCAUGCCAGAAGACGAGAACUAUGCCAGCGCCCUGAUCUAUUUUAGCCAGAUUGCCCAGGCCAUGGCAACCAAGACCGAAACGGAACUCUACCGAAGUCUUCGGGACACCCCGCACAAUACAAUGGGCGCCCUUUACUGGCAGCUGAAUGACGUCUGGGUGGCGCCAUCCUGGUCCGGUAUUGAUGUUUACGGUAACUGGAAGCUUCUUCAUUACUGGGCCCGCGACUUCCUUGCCCCCAUCGCUAUCGUUGCCCUUUACGACCGACCAACCAACUCGCUGAACAUCUCACUGAUUUGCGACCAGCUGAAGCCAAACACCCGUGGUCUAAUGGUCACAGCCAACGUCCAUCUCUGGUCCCAGCUGCUGCCGCGCAAUUCCACCAGCUGGACAGUGACCCUGCGACCCAACGGCGUUCAGUACGACAAGGUCAUUUCCAUCACCGAACUUCUUCAGGGGGACUUCACAAAAUACAACGCCUUUCUGGAGUUUCAGCUGCGCCGUGGGCCAGAGGUAAUCUCCCGGACAUACUUCUUUCCCACCAGCAUUGCCGCAGCUAUUGGCAUUGAAGAUCCUGGACUGGAGUACGAGAUUGCCUCCAGGACCUGUCUAACCACUGGUAACGUCGUCCGGAACAGUAUUAGCAUCAGCAUCCAGGUGAAGCGUCCGGCAGCGUUUGUUUAUCUGGAACUAUUGAAGCCAUAUCGCUACACUCUGUCAGAAAACGGAUUCAUGCAGACAACGCCGAUGCACGUCGUCUACCUGACCUUCGACGCCGCAUCGUGCUUCCGAUUGCUGCGCAAGUCGGACCUUCGAGUGUUAACAGUAAACGAUUUUAUGAAAUAGACUUCUGCACUUUCCUUGACAACUUUAAUGCGAACUUCUAUAAAUAGCUUAACAACAACAAAUCAAUAAAUAUAUCAGUUAAACGUUUAGCACCCA
Molecule: messenger RNA, 2979 nt
Organism: Drosophila serrata
Lineage: Eukaryota; Metazoa; Arthropoda; Insecta; Diptera; Drosophilidae
Gene: beta-Man
Product: beta-mannosidase
Biological process (GO): glycoprotein catabolic process
Molecular function (GO): beta-mannosidase activity
Source: RefSeq, a predicted model, not a curated record